AUUCCUAUGGUUGCGGGGGUAAUUGAAAUGGGAAUUCGUAAUUUAUGAAUAAGAGUUGGUGUUGCAGUGUAUUUUGCGUAAUUAAAUUUGCAAAGCGUGUUUAUUAGAUUGUAAUGCGGCGCUCCGGAGGUUGUAUGGUGUCGUCUCUGUCAGGCUGGGCCGGGCACACCUCCGUUUGACCUAUUUUCUGGUUAUUGCAUUGGAAGUUGGAACUACUAUUUAUGUCUCCGGACUCCGGGUGCGAUGUAGGCCGUCACUUGCAUCCCUCCUGCACGAACGUAAUUUAAUGAUCAAUGUAUUUCGGACAACAACACUGCAUUUAUGCAAUAGCUGUGCUUUAAAGUUUUAGAACAAUCCUAAAUUAAUUUUAUGUGAUGUUUUAGAAACAAGGGUCAUCAUGUUAUUUCAAAGAUAACAUCUGAUAGUCCUAAUGGAGCAAAAAAUAUCAGUCUAGUAAAUGUGUACAGUGAGUGUUUAGUGUAGUGUAGAAACAAUGGCAUCAAACUUAGUUUCUGUGUGUGAAUGUGACGAGAAGACAAUAUGAUGGAAUCGGAGCUACCGCCGGGCAGCUGUAACUCUACAGGACACUUGUCUACUAUUGGAUGGAAUAUACCAGGUCGCAUGCACCACUCGGCGAGCACGCCGGCGGGGGUGGACGGCGGCGGGUCGCGCACGCCGCCGGCCACGCCCAAGAAGGGCGGCAAGAUGCUCGCCGUGCGCGUGCAGAUGCUGGACGACUCGAUAUCCAUGUUCCAGAUACAGUCAAAAGCGCUGGGUCGCGUGCUAUUCGAUCAAGUGUGUAGGCAACUGCAUCUUCUGGAAGCCGAUUACUUUGGAUUAGAAUAUCAAGAUGCCAACGGAACUAAGUACUGGUUGGACGUCGAGAAGCCGAUGUGCCGGCAGGUCGGUCUGUCAAUGCUGGAGCCGACCCUGCGGUUCUGCGUCAAGUUCUACACGCCGGACCCGGCGCGGCUCGAGGAGGAGUUCACCAGAUAUCUGUUCUGCUUGCAAGUGAAGAGGGACCUUGCGCACGGAUGUAUACAGUGUAACGAGAACACGGCAGCGUUGAUGGCCAGCUAUAUAGUGCAGGCGGAGUGCGGAGACUUUGUGCCCGAAGACUACCCGGACCACACGUACCUCAGCGGGUACAAGUUCUUCCCGAAACAGGACCCGGAGUCCGAGAGGCGGAUCAUGGAGAACCAUAAGAAGCAUAUAGGCCAGAGUCCUGCGGAGGCGGAUUUGAAUUUGCUAGAGACGGCCCGGCGUUGUGAACUGUAUGGUAUCAAAAUGCACUCAGCAAAAGACCACGAAGGUGUACCCCUAAACCUGGCGGUGGCCCACAUGGGCAUUGUGGUGUUCCAGCAGAUCACCAAGAUCAAUACCUUCAGUUGGGCCAAGAUUAGGAAGAUAUCGUUCAAGAGAAAAAAGUUCCUCAUCAAGUUGCACCCGGAGGGCUAUGGCCACUACCGCGACGUAGUGGAGUUCUUCUUCGAGGGUCGCAACGAGUGCAAGAAUUUUUGGAAGAAGUGCGUCGAGAACCACGGCUUCUUCAGAUGUUCCAGCGUGCCGAAGAUACCGCGCCAUAAGACCAAGGUGCUGUCCAGGGGUUCUUCGUUUAGAUACAGCGGCAAAACGCAAAAGCAAAUAGUGGAGUUCGUGCGCGACAACUACGUGAAGCGGCAGACGUUCCAAAGGUCGGGCUCGUUUCGCGCGUCGCGCUCUGCGGGCGGGUCGCGCGCGAGCGUGGCGCACGGGCACGGGGCCCACGGGCACGGGCCGCACGGGUCCCACGCUGGCGUGGCCCCGCUCAACGCCAGCGUGUCCGCGCACCCACUGCUGCCGCUGCCGCCCGGCUCUGACGCGAUUUCCCUGGAGUGGGACAAGCAACCUCACUACCUGGAGGCCUCGCUGAUGAUGCGCGGCUACCCGGCGGACGCGGCGCGCGCGGCCGCUCGCCCCCGCUCCCGCUCCCCCUCGCCCCACACCCCCAACACCCCCCACACCCCCAACACCCCCAACACCCCCAACACCCCCCACACGGACACGCGCACGGACACGCACACGUACACGCGCACGCUCGCUCGCCCGCCGCCUCCAGCUACCGCCUUUGCUUCCACGAGAGACAAGCUGACAAAACUGUACUGCCAGCAAAUCGAGGGUCCCGAGGUAGUGACCCAUGCAGAGGUCAAUCAUCAUCCUACGGAGGAUUCACCUCUGCCUCAUCGGACGACGACACCAUUGGAUUCUCAGGAGAGUCCGUGGACGGAUGCGUCGGCGGGCCCCGCGCGCGCUCCCAGUCCGCCGCGUCGUGCGCGCGCCGCAGAUGAACCGUCCCCCGAAGAAGACCACACGGUAUCAUCAGCGAGUCUAUGCAUGUCGCCCAGUACAGACGGCAUACACGCGGGACUCCCGCUGCACGCGUCCACUCCGCUCGAGCGACGGACGCUGACUAACGGAUAUGUGGACAAUAGAGCGAGACGGGAGAACAAUAACCAUAAUGGAGAGAGGGACAGCGAUAUCAUGAACCAUAGAGAUGUGUGUGACGCUAUCAAUGGGAAUGUUCAUGUGAAUAUCGUCUCGGAGUCGACAAGUAUGGAUGUGUUAAGUGGAGGAGAGAGUGAUGCUGGAGACACGCUCUCUAGGCGAAAUAAUAAUAGUCUAUCAUCGCGCGUGACUCUCCGCGACGUGUCUAAGCGCAAGGCGGGCGAUGUGACGUACUACGUGGCUAAGGAACUGCUCAUGACUGAGCGGACUUAUAAACGGGAUCUGGAGUUGCUUACUGUGACAUGGUCAAAGCGAGUGGGCUCCAUCGGGCGUACAGCAUCAUCUGGUACCGAAGCAGCAGCCCUAGCGAAGGCCUGCCUUGCGUUAGAGCCCCUGGCCCUGCCCGCCGGGGCCCUGCUCGCGAGGCUCGAUAGGGCCCUCGCGUCUAGCUCACCGGCGAGGCAGCAUGAAAUGGAAGAACCAGAAUAUCGCAAAAUAGCAGAUCUUCUAUUCGACUAUUUAUCAAACACAUACGAUGCAUACGCGGAAUACACGGAACAAGCGGGCACGCUCGUGGCCCUGGUGGAGAGCGCCCGACGGCGCGGGGGCGCAGCCUCGCGCGAGGCCACCGCCUUCGAUAGCGCUUCGCCCCUGCCGCUCGCGUGCUUGCUGCUGCGGCCGCUGCAUAGACUGCUGCACUAUUGCACUCUCACACAUGAGCUGUGGUCGGCAACGUGCAGCAGUCAGGCGCUAUCCGCGCACGAGCUGGCGAGCAAAGCGGCGAGUUUGGCUCUCACACAGUUACGCCACGUAGAGAACCACGCCGCGCUCUGCCAGCUGCAGCGGGACAUCGCCGGUUAUGACAAACUAUUGGUUGCGGAACGCGAAUUUGUGAGACUCGGAUGUGUCUACAAACAUUCUUCUAAAGGACUUCAACAGAGAAUGCUGUUCUUGUUCAGUGACUUGUUACUACUGGCGUCGAAAUCUUCGAACGGCCAAUUUCGUGCGCACUCCGUGUUCGCGUUACACAAGUUGCGGUUGGAACCAAGUGAUUUGCCGCACAGUAUCGCUAUCAUAGACGAAGACGCAACACUAUUGAUAAGUACAAGCAACGACGUAGAGUUCUCUGGCUGGUGGCAGUCUCUCUCCGACUCGAUAGAAACGGCGCGGAAUAUGCCCACUGAAGUGGAUACUGCACUAUCUCAUGUGGAACAUGAUGCAGAGAGCACGGAAGGUGUGACUCCGCUGAGCGGGUCGGGCGGGGCGCUGAGCGGCGUGUGCUGGCACCGCGCCACCGCGCUGUCGCGGGACCAUCUGCACCUCGCCAUGCGGAGCCAGCUGUCGGGCUACCUGCUGCGCAAGUUCAAGAACUCUCACGGCUGGCAGAAGCUGUGGGUGGUGUUCGCGGUAUACACGCUGUUCUUCUACAAGAGCUGGCAAGAUGACUCGCCGCUAGCCUCGCUGCCGCUGCUCGGGUAUAGCGUAAACGCCCCAGACCCGAGCGACGGCAUCGAGAAGGACUUCGUGUUCAAGUUGCAGUACAAGAGUCACGUGUACUUCUUCAGAGCUGACAGCCUCUUCACGUAUAAUAGGUGGACGGAAGUUCUGCAGACGCCGAUGUUGCAAUCUCAUCACAACUGAUUAGAUAGAUCAAUUAUUAUUAUAUACUUUGUAGAUUAACAAAUAUUUGGAGCCAAAUAAAUCUUUAAAACGCCAUUAAUGUGAUUAAAUUUAUAACAAUUAUAAAGUGGAAAAGACAUAUUUACAAAUUUGGUGCCAUAUAUAAGUUUUGUCAAACAAAACAACAUUCGAAUGUCUUGCCUUAAAUUUUGUCAAAAAAUAAUUGAAUUUUAUGUAUAAAAAAUUUUGAGACAUUUUUUUCUUCAAAGUUCAAAAACGGCUGUUUAAAUAGUACAAAAAAAACAUUCCAGAAAGUAUUGUCUACAACUAAUUGGCUUUUUCUAACUUGUAACUUUUUAAUGGCAACUAAUAAAUAUUGCUUCAAAAAUCGAUUUGAGAGUAUCAUUAAUGCAAAAUCAAUUAUAAAAAACAUUAAUGAACUAAAAGAAAUAAUAUACUGGAAGGGAAAUAAUAUAUCCUUUGUUUAUAACCAAAAUAAAAAAAUUGUGGCACGAAAUUUUUAUUUUUACACUGUUUUCUGACGACAUAAAGUUCAUUACUUUGUUAAUCAGAGAUGUUUAUUGAAUAUUAUAGAACACUUUUAAAUAGAUAUUUAUUUACAAUUUAUCAUGAAAUCUGCUAAUAAAUAUAUUUGGUGAGAAACUUUGACGCGUACUCUUGUGACGAUCAUAUUGUAUUGAAUUUUGUGAACUUCCUAAUUUUAUUAUUUAUCAUUAAGUAUUUAAUUGUGCAUCACAAAUAUACAAAAUGUUGUAUAGAAUAAAUAAAUUUUACAUAUAAA
Molecule: messenger RNA, 4906 nt
Organism: Colias croceus (clouded yellow)
Lineage: Eukaryota; Metazoa; Arthropoda; Insecta; Lepidoptera; Pieridae
Gene: Cdep
Product: FERM, ARHGEF and pleckstrin domain-containing protein 2
Exons: 29
Coding region: 541-4125 (1194 amino acids)
Cellular component (GO): cytoskeleton
Molecular function (GO): guanyl-nucleotide exchange factor activity; cytoskeletal protein binding
Source: RefSeq, a predicted model, not a curated record